AUGCACACUUUCUUCGACUCGAAUAAUCCUCAAGGCGAAUCAGCACGAAAGGAGGCAGCUGCGCUCGCAUUAAAAGACAUGAUUCGAUGGUUUGAGGAAGAAUCAGGCACCGUUGCUAUAUUCGAUGCAACCAAUACUACACGUGAACGUAGGGCUUUUAUUCUUGAGGAGUGCGAAAAGCAUAAUAUUCAAACAAUGUUUAUCGAGAGUGUUUGCCAAGACGAAAAAAUGAUCUUGCAGAAUAUUAUGGAUGUGAAGCUGAGUUCGCCUGAUUACAAAAAUGUUGAUCCCGAGUCGGCGGUAGAGGAUUUCCGCGCGAGAAUUUCUCAUUACGAAGAAGUGUAUGAAACGAUCGAUGAGAAAAAUUACACUUAUAUAAAGCUGAUUAAUGUUGGAAGUCAGGUGGUCAUCAACCACAUCAAGGGAUAUUUACAGAGCAGAAUAGUCUACUAUCUGAUGAACGUACAUAUUCUGCCGAGGAGUAUAUUUUUCAGUCGGCACGGCGAGAGUAUGUUUAAUCUAAUGGGCAAAGUUGGCGGUGAUUCUGACCUUUCUCCGCGCGGGCGGCAAUAUGCUCAAGCGUUACCGAAGGUCAUCGCUCAGAAUCUUGGGGAUCACGAAUUGACGGUGUGGACGUCGACAAUGAAGCGCACAAUACAGACAGCUGAAUUGUUGCCAUAUCCCAAGCUACAAUGGAAAGCAUUGGAUGAAUUGGAUGCGGGUGUCUGUGAUGGAAUGACAUAUGAGGAAAUUGAGGCGCACUUUCCGGGAGAUUAUGCCAAUCGAGACGAAGACAAGUUCAAUUACAGAUAUCGUGGUGGAGAGUCGUAUCGCGAUGUUGUAUUUCGUCUCGAGCCUGUGAUAAUGGAAUUAGAAAGACAAACGAAUAUUCUGAUUGUUUGUCAUCAGGGAGUCCUUCGAUGUAUGUACGCAUACUUUCACAAUUUGCCGCAGGAUGAACUGCCAUACAUCAAGAUUCCUCUCCAUACGGUUAUUAAAUUAACGCCAAAGGCAUAUGGAUGUGAAGAAGUCAGAUAUAAGGUGGAUAUCGAUGCCGUGGAUACACAUCGUCCUAGGAAUCCAAAGAAGCAAUCGCUAGCCAAUGGCCUAGGAAACGGCUUGCCAGAACAUCAUCACCCAUGA
Molecule: messenger RNA, 1143 nt
Organism: Paraglomus occultum
Lineage: Eukaryota; Fungi; Glomeromycota; Glomeromycetes; Paraglomerales; Paraglomeraceae
Source: the annotation of a GenBank genome assembly